Arabis nemorensis is the source of this 663-nucleotide messenger RNA. The record is from the annotation of a GenBank genome assembly. NCBI's taxonomy places the organism in Eukaryota, Viridiplantae, Streptophyta, Magnoliopsida, Brassicales, Brassicaceae.
AUGAUCGAAUUAGGGAAUAAUCCGGGUCCAUUAGAUGCUGCAUCUCUAUGCACAGCCUGUGAUUCAGAGAUUCGUUCCGCAAACCCACUUGCUAGACGCCAUCAACGAGUUCCAAUUCUGCCAAUCUCUGGAAACUCUUACAGUUCCAUGGCGAAUAACCAUUCAAGUGAGACAACAGUGACGACAGAUCCAGAGAACAGACUGGUGGUGGGUCAAGAAGAGGAUGAAGAUGAAGCAGAGGCGGCUUCUUGUUCGAGUAUGGACAAGCAAUUCACAGAUCAAUCCAAUGAAUAUCACCAAGGCUACAACGUACCUCAGGGGAGCUAUGGGGGAGAUGGAGUUGUUCCACUUCAAGUUGAAUUAAAGGGUCACAUGCACCAUGAGCAAUACGACUUUCAGUUCGGUUUCACCAUGGCUCCUCAGGAGAUCAUCAAAGCUCCUCCAAUGGUUCCCCAAGUCAUAUGUCCAAUGGACAGAGAAGCUAGAGUCCUGAGAUACAAUGAGAAGAAGAAGAUGAGGAAAUUUGAGAAGACAAUAAGAUAUGCUUCAAGGAAGGCGUAUGCAGAGACAAGACCACGGAUCAAGGGCCGGUUUGCAAAGAGGAAAGAAGCCGAUGCAGAGGCAGACCAAGCUUUCUCCACAAUGAUAAUGUUCGACACAUGA